CCUUUCUCCUGAGGAUAAUUUUAGUUUCACCUCGUAGCAUUUUACAAUUAGUACGUUGACCGCUCUUGCCCAUUUAGCUCAAUUUUAGCCCUAGACGCUUUUCAGCUGUGCAAAGCGCGGAAUUUUAAUAGUAGCGAAUUAAUAGAAAUUGAAUAUUGUUAAUUUUCAUUUUAAAAAAGGAGAUGGAAUUAGUAAAAACACUAAUUUUUAAUUUAAUACAAAAUAAUUCACAAGCGGGUUACGGAUUACAAAAAGAAAGUGAAGCACUGAUUAGUUAUGUUUUGCAAAAUAUGUCCAAAUCGGCAUUACCGGAUGUGGAGCCAGAAAUUAAAAACGAAAAAAAUUCAUUACAUUACAGAAAUGAAGGAAAUCAACAUUUCAUUGCUGGCAAUGAUUUAGAAGCAAUUGAGAGUUUUACAAAAAGUCUCGCUUAUGCGGACAGUGAAGAAUUAAUGGGCUACGCACAUGCAAAUCGUUCGGCGGCUUUGUAUCGUAAAAAAUUUUAUAAAAAUUGUCUAAUUGACAUUGAUGCCGCAUUAUCACACGGCUAUCCAGAAGAGAAACGAGAAAAACUAAAAGAACGUGGCCGAAAGGCAUUAGGAAAUUUAAUGAAUUCAUCGGGAAAUUUUGAAUCGUUUGAUCCAUUUGAAAAUAAUAAUGAAUCGAAUAAUAAAAUAAAGAAAAAAUUCCCCUUAAUACAAAAUGUUAUACAAGAUUUGGAAGAACCAAAAGAUAAUGAAAUAAGAGAAGAUUUUUUAUUACCUGGAACAUCAAAGACACAAUCACAAUUUUUAAUAAAUGAUAAUAAAGAAAAUCUUAUACUCACACAUGGUCCAAGUGAAGAGACACCAGUUGUCAGCAAUGGUGUUAAUGUGAGAUAUUCAGAAAAAUAUGGACGUCACAUGGUGGCAACACAAUACUUUGAACCCGGUGACAUCAUUUCUGUAGAAGAUCCAUUUGCUUACGUUAUUUAUCAAGACAAAUAUUAUACACAUUGUUUUCACUGUCUGACAAGAAGUUAUAAUUUAAUUCCAUGUUCAAAAUGUCCAAUUGCUCAAUAUUGUUCAGAAAAAUGUAAACAAUUAGACUGGAAACUUGCACAUUGCACUGAAUGUUAUAUUUUAACAUUAUUGUCAAAUUUACUGAAUAUUGAUAGAGAUAAAAUUCGUAUGCUUUCAAAAAUUGUAAGAUUUCUUAUAAUUGCCACUUCAAAUGGCACAGGAAUUGACAAAUUACGUGAGGAUUUGAAAAUUGCAGAAUCUAAUACAGAUAGAAGAACAUCAGGGUUUACAGAAAAUGAUAUUUUUGAUAGCACAAGUGCCAAAUCGGCUUUAAGUCUUGCAACAAAUAUGUCAGCAAGACUACCAAUUGGAAUUAGUGCAUUUGCUUGUCUCUCAGCAUUAGCCACAAUGCUUUUAGCAACGAAAACUAAAUUUUUUGGUAAUAAAUACCAAAUGGAUGAAUUAAAAAAAAUCAGCAAAUUACCGGAUAUAACAUUUUGUGGAAGUAUUAUGUUUAGAGCCAGUGUUAUUAUGUCUUCCAAUAGUUUCUCGAUACAACAAACGCCAGGAGUCAAGGUCGGUUCAGGUCUUUAUAUUGUGCACAGUUUGUAUAAUCAUUCAUGUGCUCCAAAUACAUUGAGACAUUUUGAGGGAUUAACAAUGAUAACACGUGCAUUGGAGACAAUUUCUCCGGGGGAUCAAAUUUUUACAAGCUAUGGCGGAGGACAUCAACACAUAGCACUAAUUGAAAGACGAAAAAAAAUGAUGGACGAUUAUUUUUUCAAUUGUGAUUGUCCAGCUUGUAUUUCAGAUUGGCCAACUUAUCGUGAAAUAUUACAAAAUCAUGUGGGAUCAAUAUCAAAGAACAAAGAACUCGUGGAAAAAUUAUUGCCAUUUAAAAAGAGAUUACUUAAAAAUAAAUAUGAUAUUGAUGCAGCUAAAUGUAUUCUUAAAAUUUUGUACAAAGAAGCAAAAAUGCCAUGUGAAGAAAUCGUUCAUGGAAUGCAAUAUCUAAAAAGCUAUUAUUUAGCUUUAUACAUGUUAUCAACAAUCGCUACGCUUCAAAAAAAAAAUUGUUUUUUUCUUAUGUAUAAAUAUUAUAUCGAAAAAAUUUGUCAAUUCUAUCAGGUUAUCUCAAUAAAUACAGCUGCUGGUCUUACAAAACUCGUUAAAUGCACAUCUGCUAUGAAAAAAAAAAAAAAAAAAAAAAAUAUUGACGUCUACAUGCGGUUUUUUAAUCCCUCUCAUUUUAGCUUGCACUUCUAUUUUCUUGUUUGUCUGAGAGUUAUAUUAUAUGCAAUUUUUAAUCCUGAUCACUGUGAAAUACCAUUUUAACCAUAAAAAUACAUAAAGAGUAAGUAUAUAGAUAUAUAUAUAAAUAACUGGUUUAUGAGUACGACAUUUAUUAAGGACAUACAUAUUGUUUUUAUGCGUAUCAACACAAUACAAUUUAUGUCUUUAAAGAAAAUAUUUAAAUAAUAAAUUUCAAGUCUAUUCCAAAUUGAAUGAAAAAAAAAUAAUAAUUUUUUUUUUACACCUGCACU
Messenger RNA from Leptopilina boulardi, 2545 nucleotides. Its product is annotated as SET and MYND domain-containing protein 4-like. Bases 183 to 2336 code for a protein of 717 amino acids. NCBI's taxonomy places the organism in Eukaryota, Metazoa, Arthropoda, Insecta, Hymenoptera, Figitidae. The transcript is spliced from 8 exons. Gene Ontology annotation, molecular function: protein binding. The record is from RefSeq and is a predicted model, not a curated record.